Molecule: messenger RNA, 1176 nt
Organism: Sinocyclocheilus rhinocerous
Lineage: Eukaryota; Metazoa; Chordata; Actinopteri; Cypriniformes; Cyprinidae
Product: proteasome subunit beta type-11-like
Exons: 2
Coding region: 1-1176 (391 amino acids)
Cellular component (GO): cytoplasm; proteasome core complex
Source: RefSeq, a predicted model, not a curated record
AUGCCGGAAGAUUCCACUCAUCUGUCCGGAGGGGGGAUUCACGGAGAAGCUUUUUCUACAAGGCUGCCUGGGAGGGGCAGCUUGAGUCCUCUGGAGUUUUACAUGCCGAUAGCUGAAUACCUCACAGAGAGCCCAAUAAACUUUGGCCAAACUAGCCUCAGUUCAGCUCCGACGAAGUUACUGGAAAUAGACCACCUACACCCCUCUCUGCCGUCCAUUUCUCUUCCUCCACCCACACCUUUCCCCGUCUCUCCCUCCGUUCCGUUACCGUUCACUCUCUCUCACGGCACCACAACUCUCGGCUUCGCGUUCCAGGGAGGAGUGAUCGCCGCAGCCGACACGCGUUCCAGCUGCUCGGGGCUGGUGGCCUGUCCCGCGUCCCCGAAGGUCUUACCUAUCCACUCUCACCUGGUCGGCACCACCUCGGGGACAUCGGCUGACUGUGCACUCUGGAAGCGCAUUUUGGCUCGGGAGCUCAGGCUGUACCAGCUUCGACACCGCCGCAGGCUAUCAACAGGGGGCGCUGCCAAACUGCUGUCCCACAUGCUGCAUCCAUUCAAAGGCACGGAGCUGUGCGUCGCAGCCACACUGUGUGGAUGGGAUGGGGACGACGAAAAACACGAGCAACCAAUUACAGAGAAACAUGCAAAUACUCCAACCAAUCAAAUGACAGCCAGCAAUUCAAGCGGCCAAUCAGCAGCAAGUGGAGCCUCAGCCGAUUCAAGCGGCCAAUCAGCAGCAAGUGUUGCCUCAGCGCCUCAACCAUUGAUAGCUGCUACUUCUCAACAAGUCAUCAGAAGUCGUUCGAGAACAUGCGGCCCACGGGUUAUUUAUGUGUGCAGUGACGGUCUGCGCCUGCAGGGGGAGCUGUUCUCUGUGGGCUCGGGGUCUCCCUAUGCAUACUCGAUCCUGGACAGCAGUGUUUACUGGGGAAUGAGCGUACAGGAGGCCACUGAGGUCGCAAGGGAGGCCGUGUACCGCGCCACCUACAGAGACGCGUACUCGGGCAAUAAUGUCGAUCUCUACCAUGUGACCGCCAAAGGGUGGAGGCGCAGAGAGAGGGAAAACUUGAAAGAGGAGUAUUACAGGGAGAAAGAGAGGGAGAGAGCGAGGGUGGCGGAGAGAAAUGCUGAAAAGAAAGCAAUUUUGAAGUCUGAUGAUGGAGAAAUAGUUUGA